UGUCCCUGUGUCCCGAGCCUGUCCCUGUGACAGAGGUGUCCCGAACCUGGCUCGCAGGAACCUUCAGGAGUUGGAGCGCAGCUCGCCAGCUGGCACCUCCUCCCUCUCCAGGCUGCUCUCUGGGCUUCAGAUUUCUCUCCCUGCCGCUUUCCGCACUGACCUUGCAGCGUGUCCUUCCCUCUGGACAGGGAGAUGGCUAGUUGAGAAAGAAGCGUCCAAGGGGCCAAGGACAGGGGUUGGGAAACGGAAGAAAGUCCAUCUGUGUAUUUGUGGGGAAGUGCAGAUACUUGAAGAGCAAGAGAGGAAGGCUGGUCGGCCAGCUGGGCGGGCCUUGGAUGGAUGGAAAUGUCAGGCGUCCCGUGGACACUGACAGACACCAUGGGCCUUCCUCUUGGUUUGGCCAUGACAAGGGCCAUCUUGGGAAUGGAUCUCUGGAGACAUGAGGAAGAUGCAGAGGGGGAGAGGGUCUGACGUCAAGUCAAGAGGCAGAUUGGUCCCCUCUGUGCAGGGACAGUGGGCGGCUCCCAGGCAGUUGGAAGAUGCUCACAGUGGCUGUGUGUGUGACCCUUCUGGGCUACCUGCAGGCCCAGGAGCUCCAGGGACAUGUCUCCAUAAUCCUGCUGGGAGCAACUGGGGACCUGGCUAAGAAGUACUUGUGGCAGGGACUUUUCCAGCUGUACCUGGACGAGGCCGGGAAGGGCCACAGUUUCAGCUUCCAUGGGGCUGCCCUGACGGCCCCCAAACAGGGCCAGGAGCUCAUGACCAAGGCCCUGGAAUCCCUUUCCUGCCCCCAGGACGUGACUCCCAGUCGGUGUGUUGAACUCAAGGGUCAGUUCCUGCGGUUGAGCCAGUACCGCCAACUGAAGACAGCCGAGGACUAUCAGACUCUGAGCAAGGACAUUGAGGCUCAGGUCCAGCGGGAGGGCCUCCGCGAGGCUGGCAGGAUCUUCUACUUCUCGGUGCCGCCUUUUGCCUAUGCAGACAUUGCCCGCAACAUCAACAGCAGCUGCCGGCCAGGCCCGGGUGCCUGGCUGCGGGUUGUCCUCGAGAAACCCUUUGGCCAUGACCACCUCUCAGCCCAGCAGCUGGCUACAGAACUUGGGAGCUUUUUCCAAGAGGAGGAGAUGUACCGUGUGGACCAUUACCUGGGCAAACAGGUGGUGGCGCAGAUCCUGCCCUUCCGAGACCAGAACCGCCAGGUCCUGGACGGCCUCUGGAACCGGCACCACGUGGAGCGGGUGGAGGUUAUCAUGAAGGAGACAGUGGAUGCAGAAGGUCGCACCAGCUUCUACGAGGAAUACGGCGUCAUCCGCGACACCCUGCAGAACCACCUGACGGAGAUCCUCACGCUCGUGGCCAUGGAGCUGCCCCCCAACGUCAGCAGCUCGGAGGCCGUGCUGCGGCACAAGCUCCAGGCCUUCCAGGCCCUGCGGGGCCUGCAGAAGGGCAGCGCCGUCCUGGGCCAGUAUCAGACCUACAGCGGGCAGGUGCGCAGAGAGCUGCAGAAGCCAGACAGCUUCCACAGCCUGACACCGACCUUCGCAGCCGUCCUUGUCCACGUGGACAACCUCCGCUGGGAGGGCGUUCCUUUCAUCCUGAUGUCCGGCAAGGCCUUGGAUGAGAGAGUGGGCUACGUUCGCGUCCUGUUCAAGAACCGGGCGUUUUGUGUCCAGAGCGAGAGGCACUGGGCCUCGGAGCAGAGCCAGUGUCUGCCCCGGCAGAUCGUCUUCCACAUCGGACACGGCGAGCUGGGCCACCCUGCCAUCCUGGUCAGCCGGAACCUGUUCAGGCCGUCGCUGCCCACCCAGACCUGGAGGGAGGUGCAGGACCGGCCCGGGCUCCGCCUGUUCGGUCGCCCCCUGUCGGAUUACUACGCCUACAGCCCCGUGGGGGAGCAGGAUGCCUACUCCAUCCUCCUGUCGCACAUCUUCCACCGCCGAAAGGAGUCCUUCAUCACCACGGAGAACUUGCUAGCCUCCUGGGUCUUCUGGACCCCCUUGCUGGACAGCCUGGCCCGUGAGGCCCCACGCCUCUACCCCGCGGGGGCCGAGAGUGGCCAUUUGUUGGACCUUGAGUUCAGUGGUGGCCAGCUCUUCUUUUCCCAGCAGCAGCCAGAGCAGCUGGUGCCAGGGCCAGGGUCUGCCCCAAGGCCUAGUGACUUCCAGGUUCUCAGAGCGACAUACCGAGAGAGCCCGCUCGUCUCCGCCUGGCCUGAGGAGCUGAUCUUGAAGCUGGCCGAGGACAUCGAGGCCACUGCAGUGCAGGCGGUGCGGCGCUUUGGCAAGUUCCACCUGGCGCUCUCAGGUGGCUCAAGCCCCAUAGCCCUGUUCCAGCAGCUGGCCACGGGGCACUUCGGCUUCCCCUGGGCCCACACGCACCUGUGGCUGGCCGACGAGCGCUGCGUCCCACUCUCGGACCCGGAGUCCAACUUCCAGGGCCUGCAAGCUCACCUGCUGCAGCAUGUCAGGGUCCCCUACUACAACAUCCACCCCAUGCCUGUGCACCUGCACCAGCGGCUCUGUGCCGAGGAGGACCAGGGCGCCCAGACCUACGCCAGGGAGAUCUCAGCCCUGGUGACCAACAGCAGCUUCGACCUGGUACUGUUGGGCAUGGGCACCGAUGGGCACACGGCCUCCCUCUUCCCACAGUCACCUGCUGGCCUGGAUGGCGAGCAGCUGGUGGUGCUGACCGAGAGCCCCUUCAGGCCACACCAGCGCAUGAGCCUCAGCCUGCCCCUCAUCAAUCGUGCCAAGAAGGUGGCAGUCCUGGUCAUGGGCAGGAGGAAGCGUGAGAUUGCCAUGCUGGUGAGCCGUGUGGGCCACGAGCCCAAGAAGUGGCCCAUCUCAGGCGUGCUGCCUAGAUCUGGCCAGCUGGUUUGGUACAUGGACUUUGAGGCCUUUCUGGGAUGAUGCGGACAUCCUCACCCUUUGCUUGUUCCUGGGCUUUCUCUCACCUGCCGUCUCCCUGCCCCCCAACCUUCCCACCUGUCCAAUGUGCCCAGUGUCAGGCCCAAAGGCCCCUUCCCAGCCCCUGUGACCAUUGGUCCCACCCGGUUGUGAUGGGCAGGUACAGAAACAGGCGAAAUGGGAUCUCUGCUCUUGAGGUGCCUCAAAUCCAGGUCAGGAGAGAAACCUCAAGGAAAGACCCCCAGCAGUUACACGUCAGUAUCAACCAGGCAAAGAGAGAUGGGAGACGCAGCCAGCAGUCAGAAGAGGGAACGCAGUGGGCGAGGUCCAUCAGGGGUGGUUUCCCAGGGAGGCAGUCCUUGAACUGGCUCCUUUGGAGAGGGCCUGGGUUGAUAGAGAGAAGGGUACAAAGGCCCCCUGCGUGCUCUGCCCUGUGUCAGGGAGGCUGCAGACGGUCCCAACACCUAGCAGGCCAACCCCUGCCUCCUCUAGCCACCCCCUCAUCCAGCCUCUGCACAUUCAGCCAAACGUCCAGUCCUCUUCCAGGUGCCUCCACCUGCUCUGUCUCUGGGUGCCUCUGUCCUCUGGGUCCCCAGGCCCUUCCAUUUCCCUGCUGCCCCUCUGCCUCUCCCUCUAUAGAGAUAAGGGUUGGUAACAGGAAAACAGCAAUAAGUUCUGGGACCACAAAAGUCCCCAGAAACCCUUAGUACCUGUUAGUGGCUUCUUUUCUCAGCUGAGAACUGCCUUGCCCUGGGGGGUGGGGGUCUGGCUCCCCAGUGCCCUCAGGAAGGACCUGACCCUCUGCCCACUGUCCUCUCUCCAGCACAUCCCCCUUCUGGUUCGUCCUGGGUGUGCAUGAUUCAGCCAUUCCAGGGAUCCCUGUGGUGACAGGGUCAUUCACAUCUCAGGGUACCUCGGUGGGGGUUUCCACUCUCAGUGGCUGUUUUGCCAGGGAAGGUCCAGUUACGUCAUUCCCUGAUGUGGGGAGAUGUGACAUGAAGGGACUCAGAUCAGGCAGCCCUGUGGGGUGGCCGCGUCUCUGCCCCUUUCUGAGGGCUUAUUUGGCCAACUGGCUGCAGUAGGGGACAAGCUGAUGGCAGCCCUCUUCACACCACCUCUCAGGCCACCUGGCUUGAGCCUGGUGCCCUCCUGUCUCCUGGCCUCUCCCACUGCACUGCCAACGCCUUGCCUAAGACUGGGCCUCAGUGGGUGGCCAGUGUAGGGGUCUCCCUGAAACCCCCAAGGUCAGGGAGGGUGGGUUCUGAAACUGUUUCCAAGAAAGCCAACAACAGAAAGCCAAGUUCCCCGGACACUUGUCCUUUCUGUUUCCACUGCCCACUUAGUCAUGCCCCCAAGGCCGGGGAGGGCUUUCAGUGGUGAGGAGCAUCAGGAAAUCUGUUUCUCUACUUUCAACUGUUUACACUUUUUUCCAGGCUUCAGAUUGAAAACAAUUCUCAAUUUCACUGGAGGUGUGUGUGUGUGUGUGUGUGUGUGUGUGUGUGUGUGUAAUAGUUGCCCAAGCCAGAGCUCCCACGUGAAAGGCAACCUUAAAAUUCUUACUUGGUCCUCCAGCGACCCAGUCCCGACAGAACAUCUCUCUAAGAGCUGCCCCUGGCAGAGCAGCACCUAGGCUGGGGGUGGGGGGCGUUUUAUGUAGCACUCAGGGCCCUUGAUUGCAGCCGAAGUUCCCCCUCUGGCCAUGAGGGGGCGCCAGCACGCCGCCACCAACCUGGCCCUGGCAGCGAUCCCCAGCCAGGCCAGCGCCGGUUCUUCAGUUCUUCCCAUUUCCUUUCAUUUCCCAAUCUGCCUCCCUCGGAGCUUGACCGCAGCACGCCCCCAUCUGUUCUUUAAGGACUCAUUCCUCUGUGGUUGCAAAACCAGAGCGAAAGGGGCCUCCACGUGCCCCAGUAUCUCCAGGAGCAAGGGUGAGUGGGCUUUGUGUCACCGUUUCUGAAUAAGAGUGAGUCACUGCCAGUCAGGGGCCAGAGUGUCCUGUUCUUACUCAGGAGUGACUUGCCUCAGAACUGCCCUUUAUCUGUGGAGAGUGUGCAGGAGUCGUGGGGCACGAACGCCAAAGGCUUCCAGAUCAGGAGCCUCCAUCAGUCAUAUAGGAGGGUCAUAUCGCCAGGGUCUGAGUAUCCCUGGCUCCCCCCGCCUUUCCCCUUCACCCGGGGGCAGGCAGCAGAGCGGCCCAGAGCCAGGGCCACCGAGCAUGGGCGCCUCAGCCAUUUGGACUGUGAUCCGCAAUAUGAAUCACGACUCAGUCACAUCUGUGUACAAAUGUGUGUCUCAUGCCAGUUUCACAAACGGAUUCUUACCCUCAGGACCUGGGAUGCCCUCUGUUUUCUGGUUUUUUCGUUUAAAAAGUGCUGCUUGCAGUCCACGGGCUUGAGUUGACACAGAGCUUGACAAGCCCCCACCUAGUCCAGCUUUCUACCCUCUUAGGAACUCAGGACGCCCAGGCUCAGAGGGAGGUACAUGGGCAGUUCCCACAGGUGGGCAGCCUUGCGGCUGGAGCCUUCUGUCCUGCAGCUCCCACCUGGGGCUCCCAGCGAUGGAGGACCGGAGGCAGCUGUCUAGCCUGGGCCUUGGGAUGUUUGCCCUUGGCCUGGCUCAGGCAGAGGCAAUCUGGAUGCUGCUCCAACCUGCUGGCACGAGGCUCUGCUGCAGGGUCGCUCCCUUCCUUGGGGAGGGGUGGGAGAUGGUGACGAGGCAGUCUGAAGCGGGAACCUGCAGCUUGUCUGGGAGAUGCUGUGUGGUCUUCACAGAGGGGCCCUUGCCAAACACUGCGCACAGCACCAUCUUGCUCAGUCCUCUGGACAGCUCGACGUGGGUGGUGGCACCCUUGGUUACUGAUGGUUUUAAACUGAGCACAGGUUAAGGAUGCUGUCUGGUGACCACCGGCCAGCCCACGGCCCCACUCAGAACGGGUCUCUCAAUUCCAGACCUUGUUGCCUACACUGGGCAGUGCCUCCUCCUCUCCCGUUGGUGGGGUCAGUUUCUCUGGUCAGGACUAGUGCACAGAGGCCCCUCCUUGAGGGACCUUGUGAGUAUCUGCAGAGCAAACAUUAUUGCCACCGGUGUACAAUUGCCUCAGAGACUUGAGGGACCUUCUGGUGGUUGUAGCUGGGUUCCGAUUUCCCACCUGGAGGGCAGUGUUUCUGCUAACUACAAGAUCAACCGUCUCAUCUUGUUGACCCCCUGCUCCUUGCUCCACAGAAAUGCUUUGUUCCCACUCUUGGGCCCCCAAAUCAGGAGCACAAUCAAAGCUUCCUAUUGUUUGGACUAAUAAAUCAGAAGAUUUCCUGGAGGGUUUUCAUUCCAAAAUUUCAGUCCCUGGUCCGAGAAUUCCCUUUUGUCUGUCUUGCUUCCCUCCUUUCCCUGUUCUUCAGAGAGCUGGAAGAGAAGGGAAGGGAGAAGCUUCCAGAAAAACUUGCAGGGCUGUUUCCUAGAAUUUAGUCUUCGGAAACAUUGUUUGGUUCUCCUACAAAUAUGUGCCACCUCACAUAAGCAGCCCUGCAACAGCUUUGCCCAGCCGGGCCGUUAUCUUAAGCAGAUGGGCCCUGUGUGCCGUUAGCCACUGGUGGGAAUGUGCCCGGCAGUGUCUGCGUCAGGAAAGGAACCCGUGGCAAGGAAGGGCAUGGGAUGGCCUGCUCGGUCACCUCCUGCCUUCCCUGAAAGCAAGGCUGCAGAGAGGCUAAGGGCCUGAAUAGGCCGCUGCUUCCAACAUCCUGGGCCACAUGGCCCAUGAGGGGCACUGACCCUGGCCUCGCACACCCCGCUCCCUCCAGCUGUCCCUGCAGCUGUUCAACACCAGCACCCAGACCCUGAGGACACAGGCACUUGGUGAUGGCUUUGUGCAGGGGCGGGAGGCAGCCCCUGGGGUAGGAAGGUCUUCCCCAGAGCCUUGGCAGCUGAUGAGAACCCAAGAGGUCACCUGAGCCAGCAAUGCAGUCUAGACUUCUUGGUGGGCUCUACUCUGCUCUGGGGGCCCUGAGCUUUAAGCUGGAGGCACAUCUGUGUCCUCUCGUCCCCCCGCCUGCUCCGACCGUGCACCCACUGAGCCCCUGUUGUCAGCCCAGGGAUCAGCCUGCACCGUCCAGCCUCCACUUGGUGGCUCGGGGCCGGUCCGGGCUGGUCACUGGCUUGUGCUGCUUCCUUUGUGCCACACACCUGAGGGUGCCAUGUCCUGCGGCCCUUCCCACUCUGGAGCGGAGCUGGCCCUCCCAUCGCUUCAGUCUGCCCUGUGAGGAGCGCCUCCCAUGAAGGGACCGAGCCCAGAGCAGCAUCUGUUCUUGAAGAUGCCUCCCGGGAACGUGCACACCCCGGCCCUGGGUACUGUCAGCGCUCCGUGGCGGUGGGUGUGAGGGAGAAGCUCCUGGGUGCUCCGGUCCAGCUGAGCCCACUCCUUGGAGCUGAGGGGCUUGUGCCUCUCAGAGAGUCUGGCAAGACACGGAGCCAGCAGUGCCCUGCAUGAGACGUCCCUCCAGCCAACGCUGGGGAGGAAUCCGUCUGCAAACGGGUCUGGGGAUGUGCCUGUCUGUGUGUGACCAAGGCGGGACGGAGGUUUGGAACACUGGAUUCACUAGUUCUGCUUACUCUGAUUCCCAGGGAUGAGCUUUCGUUAAGCCCUUGCGUUGCUCUCGGGGUGCUCUGAAGGAAAUCUCUGCAUCUUUCUGUCCCUUGCUAUGGGAGGGGCAGAGAGCUGUGGGUUCCGACGGCUGGUGGCUGGCGUGGCAAGUGGAGGUGCGCAGCGCCACAGCCGCGUGUGGCUCUGGUCUUUGCCCCCCAAAAUGAAGCUGGUGGGACGGGAGGCGGGGGAGGGGCCCUGGGCCGCAGUUCCCAGAACUCCUCUGCCCUUGUUUUCCCGGGACAUGAAGCAGGCAGUCAGCUCCCCCACUCUCUGCCCACUGUGCCCACUGGAAGAACGGGGUGGGAGUGGGCACCAGGGUUGUCCUGCCCUUGCCUGGGGGGAGGGAGGAGCUGCGGCUCCCACUGGAAGCUUGAGUUGGACUCGUGCUGGGGAGCUGGGGCCGUGGACAACCAGCGUGUGUGUGUGUGUGUGUGUGUGUGUGUGUGUGUGUCCGGGGCUGGCUGUGACCUGGACUGUGUCCCUGCUCUCUGCCCCACACCGGGCAACCUGGGAUCUGGGCCUCUGUGGGGGGAGAAGAGGGAGGUCCUCUUCUUGGUGGAGGGAGUCAGUGGGUGUGACAGCCACCCACUGCCCAGCAGCAAGAAGGAGCCCGGCUGUCGCUACCCCUGGGUUUUAUGGAAACUUAACAACAGCUAACAGGAUGAGACACAUUCAGAACAAAAGCCUUUUUCGACCUUUCAAAACAGUUUUUUAAAUGCCUUUUUCUAUGUCAAAUGUCACAUUUAUUUUUUAAACAAUAAAGUUGUUUUUGCCAGAA
Marmota monax (woodchuck) is the source of this 8317-nucleotide messenger RNA. RefSeq names its product hexose-6-phosphate dehydrogenase/glucose 1-dehydrogenase (gene H6pd). The coding region runs from base 540 to 2909 and encodes 789 amino acids. The record is from RefSeq and is a predicted model, not a curated record. The transcript has 5 exons. Gene Ontology annotation, molecular function: NADP binding; 6-phosphogluconolactonase activity; glucose-6-phosphate dehydrogenase activity. Lineage: Eukaryota; Metazoa; Chordata; Mammalia; Rodentia; Sciuridae. Gene Ontology annotation, cellular component: endoplasmic reticulum. Gene Ontology annotation, biological process: pentose-phosphate shunt; pentose-phosphate shunt, oxidative branch; glucose metabolic process.